CUCUCUCUACAAAGACAUACACACAAAAACCAUACUAUAACUUAAUUCAUUGACGAACAUAUAGGUGUUUGUUUGAGAAAUGAGGGGAGUAGAGAAGCCAAAACAAAAGCACAGGAGAGGAUUGUGGUCUCCAGAUGAAGACGAGAAACUCAAAAACUACAUUCUUAACCAUGGUCAUGGCUGCUGGACCUCCCUCCCCAUCAAUGCUGGGUUACAAAGGACUGGAAAGAGUUGCAGAUUGAGAUGGAUUAAUUAUUUAAGGCCAGGCCUAAAACGAGGGCCAUUUAGCAUACAAGAGCAGGAGACCAUCCUGACCCUUCAUGCCAUCCUAGGCAACAAGUGGUCUCAGAUAGCACAGCAUUUGCCUGGAAGGACAGAUAAUGAAGUAAAGAACCACUGGCACUCUUAUCUAAAGAAAAGAGUUCCCAAAAAGGAAGAAAAUAUAAAUGGAGUAUCUUCUCCUUCCUCCAAAAACUCUAGUUUGGACUCCUUUGCAGACAUGAUAGAAGGUUCAUUAUUAUUAGCAGAUACAGAUCAACCUGAUAUUCUAAAAGAACCUCCCAAAAGCAAUUUACCUAAAGUAUUAUUCGCCGAGUGGCUUUCCUUAGAUCAAUUUAAUGAUCAAAAUUCAGGGAAUUCCAAGAAUAACUUUGGCUACAAUAAUUCAGAGUUCCAAGAUGCUUUCAUGCAUGAUUUAUUUAUGAGUGAAGGGGUUAACAAUGAAAUAGUAGAUGAUAUGUUUCAAGCACAACUCAAGUUUGAAGAUCAGAUGUCUCCGGAUGGACUUGAAGAAUGUUAUCGAUCUGGUGAAUUCAACGUAAAUAGUGAUGUGAUCAAUGUCCAUAUGAGUCAUUUAUAUAAUCAGCUUUAGGUAUGAACAACUUCUUAUUGUUAGUGGUAAAUAGUUUGAAUGUAAUAAAGUAGAACAUUAAGAACCAUCAGUGUACUUAUGUCCUGUUUUCUUCAUAGUGAUAAGAGCUCGAGUGAGUUACUCAGCCACUUUACCUUUACAUGUUAGCAUAGAUGCCAUUUCUUUUCUUGUCUCCAUGUUUGUAAAAAGUCUAGAAUCAUUCUAUCUGUAAUAAAAAGAGAAAUGGGACUUAGUGGCCCUUGAGUA
Molecule: messenger RNA, 1117 nt
Organism: Lycium ferocissimum
Lineage: Eukaryota; Viridiplantae; Streptophyta; Magnoliopsida; Solanales; Solanaceae
Product: transcription factor LAF1-like
Source: RefSeq, a predicted model, not a curated record